CCUCUUAAUCGUCCGAGGAAGCAAACACAGAGAGAGGGAACUCAGGGAAGGGAAGCGAAUUGUAGAGAGCAUGUCGUCCAAAGAAGCCCAAAAGUUUCCGUCGAUAACUGCAUGUACUGGACCGAAUUACCGAUCCAUUGCAGCGGAUCUCGACGGUACGCUUUUGAUUUCCAGGAGCUCCUUCCCGUACUUCAUGCUCGUGGCAGUGGAGGCCGGUAGCCUCCUUCGAGGCUUCGUGCUCCUCCUCGCUCUGCCUGCAGUCAUUGUUUCUUAUCUUUUCAUUUCCGAAGCAAUUGGAAUCCAGAUUCUCAUCUUCAUCUCCUUCGCCGGCCUCAAGAUCCGCGACAUCGAGCUCGCCUCACGCGCUGUCUUGCCAAGGUUUUAUGCUGCUGAUGUGAGGAAGGAGAGCUUCGAGCUGUUCGACAAGUGCGAGAGGAAGGUUGUUGUGACGGCGAAUCCGAUUAUCAUGGUGGAGCCGUUUGUGAAGGAUUUUCUGGGCGGAGACAAGGUUUUGGGGACGGAGAUUGAGGUUAACCCUAAAACAAAGCGGGCCACUGGAUUCGUGAAGAAGCCCGGUGUUUUAGUCGGGAAAUGGAAGAGACUCUCCAUCUUGAAGGAGUUCGGAGAAGAAUCGCCUGAUCUCGGAAUCGGCGACCGCGAGUCCGAUCACGAUUUCAUGUCAAUUUGCAAGGAAGGAUACAUGGUCCCACCUAGCAAAUCAGCUAAACCUGUACCACAAGAUCGUCUCAAGAGUCGCAUCAUAUUCCAUGAUGGACGCUUCGUUCAGCGUCCUGACCCACUCAACGCCCUGAUAACCUACAUCUGGUUACCGUUUGGAUUCAUCCUUUCUAUCAUCCGCGUGUACUUCAAUCUCCCUCUUCCUGAACGGAUCGUGAGAUACACGUACGAAAUGCUCGGUAUCCACCUUGUCAUUCGUGGGACCCCACCUCCUGCCCCAUCAAAUGGGUCCCGUGGUAACCUCUACGUCUGCAAUCACCGUACAGCACUUGAUCCAAUAGUGAUUGCAAUAGCACUCGGACGUAAAGUCUCGUGUGUUACAUACAGCGUAAGCCGUCUCUCGAGAUUCCUCUCUCCAAUCCCAGCCGUUGCUUUGACCCGCGAUCGGGCGGCUGAUGCCGCACGAAUCUACGAACUGCUGGAGAAGGGUGAUUUAGUGGUUUGUCCAGAAGGCACCACGUGUCGGGAGCCGUUCUUGUUGAGAUUCAGUGCUUUGUUCGCAGAGUUGAGCGAUAGGAUCGUUCCUGUGGCAGUGAAUUGUAGACAGAGCAUGUUUUAUGGGACGACCGUACGUGGUGUGAAAUUUUGGGACCCAUAUUUCUUCUUCAUGAAUCCAAGGCCACAGUACGAGAUCAGAUUCCUUGAUCGGUUGCCGGAGGAGAUGACGUGUAAAGCCGGAGAGAAAUCGUCGAUCGAGGUGGCGAAUUAUGUGCAGAAGGUGUUGGGUGAUGUGCUGGGGUUUGAACGCACUGGAUUGACUAGGAAGGACAAGUAUCUGUUGCUUGGAGGGAAUGAUGGGAAGGUGGAGUCCAUUCAUAAUGCUAAAAAACAGUGAAGUUUCUUUUAAUGGUAUUGUUGUCAAUUUCGUUUGAGAUAAGAAAUCAUGUGUGAUUGAUUGGGAUGUCCGAUAAAACUUAAUAUAUAGUCAUUGUGAGAUCGAUGUAUUGAGAUGCUUUUCAAGAAAGACAUAUUUGUUACUUGUAUUUGACAUCAGAGUUUUGAAUUUUAAUGUAGAAGUUGCUUAUUGGACUUGUUA
This is a messenger RNA of Tripterygium wilfordii, 1774 nucleotides long. RefSeq names its product probable glycerol-3-phosphate acyltransferase 8. The record is from RefSeq and is a predicted model, not a curated record. Gene Ontology annotation, molecular function: glycerol-3-phosphate 2-O-acyltransferase activity; phosphatase activity. Gene Ontology annotation, cellular component: membrane. The coding region runs from base 71 to 1573 and encodes 500 amino acids. Gene Ontology annotation, biological process: cutin biosynthetic process. Lineage: Eukaryota; Viridiplantae; Streptophyta; Magnoliopsida; Celastrales; Celastraceae. The transcript has 3 exons.